AUGUCGCCGCCGCUACCGCCGCCGUCAUCGUCUUCAUCAUCAAUCUCAACGGCGGCUGCUCCUGCUGCCCCGCUCCUCAGACCCCCGAUUCCAGGCGCCCGCAAUGACAAGAGCAAUGGAUCCUCGAGAGCACCUCCAAAGCUUACACUGGGCAUUCCCCCGUUACCGAAUAGCAGGCUAGUCUCCCCGUAUGAUCCUACUGGCAAUGGCAGUGGCACCGUUGCCUCCACCCUCUCAACCUCCUCCGUCGAUCCCAUCCCUCUCCCUCUUUCUCUCCCUCAGCAGCAACAGCAUCAACGACCUGCGGGCCGUCCAGCACCCCCGAAACUCCGUCUCGCUACUCCCAUGGGAGGGAGUAAGAAUGUUACUCCGUCUGAAUCCCUCCCCAGCAAUAACGGCAGACCUGUUCUCCCCGCCCUCAUGACGGGGCCUGAAUUAAAUGCGCACGCGACAUCAGGGGGGCUCAAUCAUUUCGACGGCCGUGGGAGCGGUCCCGGUUCAGUGGCGUCUUCGAAUUACUCCACUCUGUCGUUUGCUAUGGGGCUUCGUCAACCACACGGAGGUACUCCGGAUCCCUCGUCUUCUAUCAGCUCGGUGUAUUCCGACCGGGAUGGCGGGCUGGAUCAGGAUGGUGGCGGUGUGAAUGGGCUUCUGCCGGAUUUGGAUAAAUUGAGUCUAGAGAAAGGGCGGCCGCUCGAUGUAGAGGAUCUGGAUGAUGAGGGCUGGCUGGCUGCUAGUGAACAGAAGAAGAUCGUGGAGUUGGGGAGCUUGGGAGAGGGUGCUGGAGGUGCGGUGACAAAGUGUAUGCUCAAGGGUGGGAAGUCAGUCUUUGCUCUCAAGAUUAUCACUACCGAUCCAAAUCCGGAUGUCAAAAAGCAGAUCGUCCGGGAGCUCAACUUCAACAAGGACUGCGCAUCGGAGCAUAUCUGUCGCUACUACGGGGCCUUUAUGGACAAGUCUACGGGUACUAUUUCGAUUGUGAUGGAGUUCUGUGAGGGAGGCAGUCUAGAUGGCAUAUACAAGGAAGUCAAGAAACUCGGUGGUCGAACAGGGGAGAAAGUAUUGGGCAAGGUCGCAGAAGGUGUUUUGAACGGGUUGACGUAUCUUCACAGCAGGAAGAUUAUCCACCGGGAUAUCAAACCUUCGAACAUCCUUCUCUGCCGAGAUGGCCAGGUCAAACUAUGCGACUUUGGCGUCAGUGGAGAAUUCGGCACAAAAGGUGACGCGAACACCUUCAUCGGCACUUCGUAUUAUAUGGCUCCUGAACGUAUCACCGGUCAAUCCUACACGAUCACUUCCGACGUAUGGUCCCUCGGUGUGACAUUGCUCGAAGUCGCGCAGCAUCGGUUCCCAUUCCCUGCAGACGGGACAGAGAUGCAACCCCGUGCUGGCCUGAUAGACCUCCUAACAUACAUUGUGCGUCAGCCUAUCCCAAAACUGAAAGACGAGCCGGAGAACAAGGUUCGCUGGUCUGAUAAUUUCAAGUACUUCAUUGAAUGCUGUCUCGAGAAAGAACCACCUCGAAGAGCAACGCCGUGGCGGAUGCUGGAACAUCCCUGGAUGCUGGACAUCAAAAACAAGAAAGUGAACAUGGCCGCCUUCCUGAGGCAAGUAUGGGGCUGGACCGACUAG
Messenger RNA from Monascus purpureus, 1632 nucleotides. The record is from the annotation of a GenBank genome assembly. NCBI's taxonomy places the organism in Eukaryota, Fungi, Ascomycota, Eurotiomycetes, Eurotiales, Aspergillaceae.